AGUUUCGUUUUUCGUUGAGUCAUUGAAUAUUGAAAUUGAAACUAAAAACGAGUUUCGUUCGAUAUUUAAUCGCGUUUCUUUAUCAAUGAGCUUGUUUACUGCAAAAUAAUCGCUGAUGAUAUUUUAUUUUUCGUUGAAAAGCCGGCAUGGCAACGGUGUGAAUAAUUUAUUUGUUCGAGCAAAUUUCAGAGGAUGACUUCACUUUAUGGACCUUUUUCCCUCUCUCGGCAAAUAUCACAAGAAGAAAAAAAGAAGCACGAGAGAAAUUAAUGAGAAAUGCUCGAAUAUUUAUGCUCGCAAAUAUAUGUUUAUGAAGUGGAACUGAUCAACAUCAAGAAAGGAAAGGAAAAUAUUAUAAAGCUCUCCCUUAUCAGCAGAGACUUACAACAUAGUUUGGUUGACGAUUGUAUAAAAGAGCUAAGGAGAAUAAAAAUGUAUUAGUGUAUGCAGUGUGCCUAAGAGACUUCGACUGUUCGUUCUUUCAUUGAUAUACAUUUACUACACAUUUAAAUUCUUAUUCAGUUGUAAUUAGGAGUUACAAAGUGUCGCACCAUUUGCUUAUUUUUUUACUUUGUUUUCGCGGGAAUAUUUUUCUGUUCUUGUGAAAUGAUUUAAGCGACAUUUGAAGUCGAAAUAAAACAGAAGAAAGAAAUAAAUUUUUAGUGAUUAUGUGACAAUCGAGGAAAUAAAAUUAAAAUAAUCGUUACAAGAAGUACUUAAAAGUGGGUCAGAACCACACGACUAUGAAGUUAACAAAACGAUAGAAGCGAAAUAAACUUUUUUUUUACCUAAUUUUGAUUUAUUUUUGUGUUAUUUUGGUGUCUUUGAUUGAUUACUUUUAUUUAAAUUUACAAAUUAGUUUAAUUUUAAUUUCGAAAAAUCUCGCGACCAAAUUAAAACAUUGAGUGAGCUCCAUUUAAAACAAUUAAUAAUAAUAAUUGGAAGAAAUACGACGAGAUGACGCACGCACCAACAAGCAAACGUCAAGAACAGAAUGGAGAAGAAUCACCACCUCGUCCUCAACAUCCCGACAUCGAUGGCGGUUGGGGUUGGUGGGUGGUUUUUGCAAGCUUCAUGAUCCACAUUGUCACCGAUGGCGUCACUUACACACUUGGAAUAUUUUAUGUGGAAUUUUUGGAUUUUUUCAAGUCAGGAAAAGCUGAAACGUCUUGGAUCGCAUCGAUCCUUGUAGGAGUCACAUUAUGUUCAGGUCCAAUUUCAUCAGGGUUUGUAAAUAAAUAUGGAUGUCGAGCUGUGACGAUAGCGGGAACUGUAAUAGCAGGAGUUUGCCUCAUUCUCAGCGUGUUUGCAAAAAAUGUCUACACGUUGUAUAUAACCAUCGGCUUUGGUACCGGUUUUGGUUUCGGAAUGAUUUAUCUUCCUGCUAUUGUUAGUGUGACGAUGUAUUUUGAAAAACUUCGUUCCCUUGCAACUGGAAUUGCAGUCUGUGGAUCAGGAUUUGGAACUGUUGUGUUUGCUCCACUCACAAAUUAUCUGAUUACAAAUUACAAAUGGCAAGGAUCACUUUUAGUCAUUUCUGGAAUUGUCUUCUUCUGUGCUGUCUUUGGAUACAUGUUUAAGCCAUUGAAUCUCGAUGAGAAUGUGUCACAGCCAUCGCCAUCUGUGAGUGGAAUUAAUAAUAAUAAUAACAACAAUCAUCUGAAGAAAACUGAUGAAGAUGACGUCAACAGAAGUCUGUUGGCGCCUCCAAAUAACCAGCAGUUUACGAGAUCACGAAGUAUUGGUUUUGAUAUGGAAAAAAUUAAUCCAAUGAAUGGAAAUAUUGAGACAAGUUCAGAGGAAAAGACUCGAUUAUCAUUAAGUUUAAGUCAACCUUUAUUAACGACGGACUCAGACGAUCCAAAAGCAGCUAACAAUUCUUUAACUCAUCGCAACUCAAUGAAAUCAUCUGGCAGUGGAUAUUUAGAUCGACCUGAUGCUUUCUACACUGGAUCAUUACACAACAUUUCAAAACAUCGAUCAACAACUUCAAUUCAUUCCGAUGGUGAUCGAUACGGUUCAUUGAAACGUCGUGAAAAUAAUCAAGAAGUUGAUGAGAAACAUGAGAUGUGUUGCAUUUCUUGUUCACCCGAAACUCAUGAUACUUUGAAGAAAAUGAUGAGCUUUUCAUUAUUAAAAGAUCCAAUUUUCAUUCUCUUUGUUGUUUCAAAUUUCUUGACGAGCAUUGGUUUUAACAUGCCUUACGUUUACAUCGCAGCACAAGCAGAAGCUUUAGAUAUAACAAAGAGCAAUGCAAGUUAUUUAAUUGCAACAAUUGGUGCUGCAAAUACAAUUGGAAGAAUUAUCCUUGGAUAUGUGUCGGAUAAGCCUUGGGUGAACAGACUUCAUGUUUAUAACAUGUGCUUGACAGUUUGUGGCAUUGCAACAGCUUUGUCUGCUUUCUGUACGGGAUUUUGGGGACUUGCAAUUUAUUCAAGUGUCUUCGGAUUUACAAUUGGUGCUUAUGUUGGCUUGACAUCCGUCAUUUUAGUAGAUUUAUUGGGAUUAGAUAACUUAACUAAUGCUUUUGGCUUACUUCUACUCUUCCAAGGAAUUGCUUCAUUUAUUGGUCCACCUAUUGGAGGUGCACUUUAUGACUACACAGGAAAAUAUGAACCCGCGUUUAUUCUUGCUGGUAUUGCCAUUGCAUUCAGCGGCAUUAUUUUGUACUUUAUUCCACCCUUGCAACGAUACUUAGGCGAACGAGAAGCUGGAAGAGUUAACUUAUCAGUGGUGCCAUUAUAAAAAUUUAUAACUUUCUUCUAGAUAGAUAAAUUAAAAGACUUAAGCCUUGAAUUUAACAGUUAAAAAAACCAAACAAACAACAAAUGCGACUAAUGUUGAUAGUACUUCAAAUUCUAUUUUUUAUUAAAAAAGAAAACGAGAGAACGAAACAAGAUACUUAUGGUUUAAGCAUAUCAUAAAUCAUGAUGACAGAGAAAAAAAGAAAGAAAAAGAUUAACGAAUAGAUAAUUUUAUUGAAAAUAUAAAAAACAAAAAAGCACAAAAAAUGGAAAAAUGGUGCUCAAAACAUGAUGAUGUAAAAAUUUGAUUCAAUUGUGAUUUCAAUAUCAAUUUAUGUUCAUAAGUUUUCGUGGGCAGAAGUUACACAAUAGUUAGGAAGUUUGAAUUAUCAAAAAUAUGUAAAACAGGGUUGAAAAUUUAUGAAUUAUUGGGCAUAAAUGAAGAAGAUUUUUCUUUAAACCCUGAGAGGAUGACCUAGUUUAAGUAGGAUAUUUUACUUCUGCCACUUUCAUUAAAAUAAUUCUUGAUUAUAAUAAUUUAAAAUUUACGAUUCAUUUUAAUAUUAGACAAUUUUAUGUUCCGUUUCUAUAAUUUAAUAAAACUUUUUUCUAUUUAUAAAUGGAAAA
Molecule: messenger RNA, 3371 nt
Organism: Clunio marinus
Lineage: Eukaryota; Metazoa; Arthropoda; Insecta; Diptera; Chironomidae
Source: the annotation of a GenBank genome assembly